AUGGAGCCCUGGCAGGAGCUUGGACUGAGCCAGCAGUUCCCUUCCCAGAUGUUUCUGCAACAGGAACCUUCCUCAAGAGCCCCUGAGGUGUGGCAGGAGCCAAAAGAAGCCCAAGAACGACCCCAGGGCGGCGCAGACAGAGCGAGCCGUAAGCGGAAAGCAGGAACCCAUGGCAACGUGUCGGGGACAAAAGCAGAAACAGCAGCAGCAGAGAGCAGCACAGGGACAUUGCCCAGCCCUCCACUUCUCAUCCCUCUCUCCAGACUCUGGGAAAUAGAAGCAGAGUUGAUCUGCGCCGAUGAGGUGGACACCGAGCUCGAGUCUGGCGAGCCAGUGGCGCCUGCAGUGCCACCAACAGUGCCACCAGCAAGGCCACCAGCGGCUCAGGCUCCUGCCCAAGGCCCUGGGGACAGCCGGUGGCACCGUGCUGGAGCAGGGCUGCGGGCGGCCCUGCGGGACGGCAGCGCUCGGUGCCGCCAGCGCGAUUUCGCCGCGGCCGCUGCCAAGUUCUCCACGGCUCUGGAGCUUUGCAGCAAAGGCUUUGUUCUAGAGGAUCCCUUGAAGUCCUCCCCAGAUGAUAUUUCCAGGCUCGCCAGUUGGAUCGAGUCAAAGCUUGUCAUCUGCUACUUAAAACUGGGGCAGCCUGGCCUUGCUCUGCAUCACUCCCACAGGAGCAUCAUCCAGAACCCCUCUCACUUCUGCAACCACCUGCGCCAAGCCGCCUGCUUUCGGUGCCUGCACAGAUACUCGGAGGCUGCCAGGAGCGCCAUGGUGGCGCAGUGUCUGUACGUGCUGGCCGAGGGCGCGGCGCCGGACACCAGCGACCUCCUGCAGCUCUACUGGCAGGCUAUGACUCAAGAAGCCCUCAGUGGAGAAGUCUCUUUUUCUGUCCUGUACACACCUUUUGAGAAAGAGGACAAGGCUGACAAGAUAAAGGAGGCCACCAAAGCCUUUGCAGAGAAGCACCCAGAUUAUGUGCAGCACAUAUUUACAGAUCCUCAUGGAAUUCACCUGUUGCCAGAGAAGGCUGAGUCUCAUCCUGGCCAGCAGUACUUACUGACUCUGGGCUUCAGAAACAAAGAGAUUGGGAAAACUGUGGAGAAGUUUGUAACUCAAAACCUGCCGGUCUUUCCAGGACAGAAAACAACUUUCAGUCCCAGCAUGGAGGAAGAAGCAGAAACAUUUUGGCAGAACACUGGGAAAAGGAUCAUGGCAGCCAUGGCUUUUAUAGGAAGCUCCAAGAUAAAGGACGAGCGUGGCCCCUGUGCCCGGGCCAUUGAGCAGUUCCACCAUGCCAGCCUGCUCAGCCACCUGCAGAGAGGGGAGGAGCAGGCCCAGGUGAUGGCCCAGGCCAUGGCUGAGCUGGCCACUGCUCCCUACCUGCAGAGAAUCUCCCAGGAGGAUGACGAGCUGCUGCAGUCACUGAUGGCAGAUGCCAUGGACAUCCUGGCAGGAAAAACUGGAGAGCGUGUGUGGACCAAAAUACAGAAGGUAACAGCAGGUCAGGAGAGCAGCUCGCUCCUUGGGCAGGAAACAUCCCUGAGUCUGCUCUGUUCAAAUGGCAGAAAAGAGAGGAGGUGCCCAGGAGGUGUGUGGGGCCUGUGAGGCUCUGGCUGCAUCCUUGCUGUGCAAGCAACAGUGCAGCUGAUGUGCUGCACCAGAAAUGCAGUGAUGGCAGCAGCUGACGUGCCAGAGCAGCUCUAA
Messenger RNA from Zonotrichia albicollis (white-throated sparrow), 1704 nucleotides. Lineage: Eukaryota; Metazoa; Chordata; Aves; Passeriformes; Passerellidae. The record is from RefSeq and is a predicted model, not a curated record.